Messenger RNA from Schistocerca cancellata (South American locust), 4366 nucleotides. It is a transcript of the gene Sra-1, whose product is annotated as cytoplasmic FMR1-interacting protein. Bases 176 to 4045 code for a protein of 1289 amino acids. Gene Ontology annotation, biological process: cell morphogenesis; regulation of actin filament polymerization; cell projection assembly. Gene Ontology annotation, cellular component: SCAR complex; synapse; neuron projection. The transcript is spliced from 23 exons. The record is from RefSeq and is a predicted model, not a curated record. Lineage: Eukaryota; Metazoa; Arthropoda; Insecta; Orthoptera; Acrididae. Gene Ontology annotation, molecular function: small GTPase binding; RNA 7-methylguanosine cap binding.
CUAUGGUCGGAGGAUAUGCACACACGAUUAACUUUGGGCUGUAAUUGUAUGCUACUGUCAGAGUGUUAGAGCAAAGUGGGAGUGGGCGACGCCGUGGAAGAUGUGAGCGAUUGUUGUGUUGGGUGUGGUUGCUUAAUAAUUUUGAAGGUGAACAUACUCAAAUUUUAGGACGAAAAUGGCAACUGAGAAAGUGACUCUUGCAGAUGCUCUGUCUAAUGUGGACGUUCUUGAUGAACUGACAUUGCCUGAUGAGCAACCGUGCAUCGAAGCUCAACCAUGCUCUGUUUUAUACCAAGCAAAUUUUGAUACAAACUUUGAAGAUCGUAAUGGAUUUGUUACAGGAAUAGCAAAAUACAUCGAAGAAGCAACAGUUCAUGCAAGUCUUAACGAACUGCUUGAGGAAGGUUUAGUGCACGCUGUAAUGCUGUACACGUGGAGGUGCUGUUCUCGUGCUAUUCCACAGCCAAAAUCAAAUGAACAACCGAAUAGGGUUGAAAUAUAUGAGAAAACUGUAGAAGUUCUUGCACCAGAAGUGAAUAAACUCUUGAACUUUAUGUAUUUUCAGAGGAAAGCUAUAGAAAGAUUUUCUGCUGAAGUGAAGAGAUUAUGCCAUCAAGAAAAAAGAAAAGAUUUUGUUUCAGAAGCAUACCUUCUUACACUAGGAAAAUUUAUUAACAUGUUUGCUGUUCUUGAUGAAUUAAAGAAUAUGAAAUCAAGUGUGAAAAAUGACUAUUCUACUUACAGAAGGGCAGCCCAGUUUCUAAAAGUGAUGGCUGAUUCACAGACACUUCAGGAAUCUCAAAACCUUUCAAUGUUCCUUGCAACUCAGAAUAAAAUCAGAGAUACAGUUAAAGAAAACUUGGAAAAAAUUCCUGGGUAUGAGGAACUUUUAGCAGAUGUAGUGAAUAUAUGUGUUCACAUGUUUGAGACAAAAAUGUACUUGACACCACAUGAGAAGCAUAUGCUUGUUAAGGUGAUGGGAUUUGGACUGUUUCUCAUGGAUAGUGAUCUGUGUAAUAUCAAUAAACUUGAUCAAAAGAAGAAGCUAAAGCUAGAGAAGAUUGACAGGAUAUUUAAGAAUCUGGAAGUUGUGCCACUGUUUGGAGAUAUGCAGAUAGCGCCAUUCAAUUAUAUAAAGCGUAGCAAGCAUUUUGAUCCGUCCAAGUGGCCUCUGUCCAGUUCCAACAGCAUAAGUCCUCAAGCUGAUUUAAUGGUGCACCUGCCCCAGAUACGAGAAGACCAUGUUAAAUACAUCAGUGAACUUGCAAGAUAUAGCAAUGAAGUAACAACAACAUACAAAGAAACAAGGAGUGAUGCAGAAAAUAAGGAAACAGCAGACUUAGCAUUAAGGGGUUUGCAGCUGUUAUCAGAGUGGACUAGCGUUGUAACUGAAUUGUAUUCGUGGAAACUUCUUCAUCCAACCGACCACCAUCAAAAUAAAGAAUGCCCACCAGAAGCAGAAGAAUAUGAGAGGGCAACACGUUACAAUUAUACAGAUGAAGAGAAAUUUGCACUUAUUGAAGUAAUAGCAAUGAUAAAAGGACUGCAGGUGCUAAUGGCCCGAAUGGAGACAGUAUUCACUGAUGCAAUACGACGUAAUAUAUAUGCAGAAUUACAAGACUUUGUUCAACUUGUUUUGAGAGAACCAUUAAGGAAAGCAAUAAAAAACAAGAAGGAUCUCAUCAGGAGCAUAAUAGUGUCUGUACGGGAGACAUGCGCUGACUGGCAACGAGGAGUGGAACCUCAGCAGGACCCAGCUUUAAAAGGCAAGAAAGAUCCCGACAAUGGCUUUGGAAUAAAAGUACCAAGAAGAAAUGUUGGUCCUUCUUCUACACAGCUGUAUAUGGUUCGAACAAUGCUUGAGUCACUAAUUGCUGAUAAAUCGGGUGGUAAAAGAACAUUGAGAAAGGACAUUGAUGGACAGUACCUUGUUCAGAUUGAUCAGUUUCAUAAAACAUCAUUUUAUUGGAACUAUUUGCUUGGAUUUAGUGCUUCCCUUCAAGAGUGCUGUGAUUUGUCCCAGCUGUGGUAUAGAGAAUUCUAUUUAGAAAUGACAAUGGGAAGAAGAAUUCAGAAAUGUACCGUGAGACACCAACACAAUGAAGAAUGCAGUGACCUCAUCACCAUGGAGAAGCGCAUACAGUUUCCUAUUGAAAUGUCAAUGCCAUGGAUACUCACAGAUCACAUUUUGAAGACUAAGGAGCCCUCUAUGAUGGAGUAUGUUCUGUACCCAUUGGAUCUGUAUAAUGAUAGUGCUGUUUAUGCACUGACAGUAUUUCGUAAGCAGUUCCUCUAUGAUGAGGUAGAAGCUGAAGUGAAUCUAUGUUUUGAUCAGUUUGUUUAUAAACUGAGUGAACAGAUUUUUGCUCACUAUAAGCAGCUUGCAGCAAGCAUAUUGUUGGAUAAGAGGUUCCGUGUUGAAUGUGUUGCCCAGGGCACAUAUCUCUUGCCAUAUCCUCGUGCUAAUCGUUAUGAGACACUCUUAAAGCAGAGACAUGUGCAACUAUUGGGCCGCUCCAUUGAUCUUAAUAAGCUUAUAACACAAAGGAUAAAUGCAGAUAUGCAAAAAUCACUUGAUCUUGCUAUUAGUAAAUUUGAAGCAGGCGAUAUUACAGGAGUAGUGGAGUUGGAUGGUUUACUGCAAGUAAAUAGAUUAUGUCACAAGUUGUUGUCAAAAUACUUGGCACUUGAUGAAUAUGAUGCAAUGUAUCGUGAAGCAAAUCAUAAUGUUUUGGCUCCAUAUGGACGAAUUACCCUCCAUGUAUUUUGGGAACUAAAUUAUGAUUUUCUUCCAAAUUAUUGCUACAAUGCAGCCACGAACAGGUUUGUGAAAUGCAAAGGUUUGGUAUUUACACAGCCAGUGCACAGGGACAAACCACCACAAAUGGGUCACCAUUAUCUAUGGGGUAGUAAACAGCUCAACUUGGCAUAUAGCACCAUAUUUGGACAGUACUCAGGAUUUGUUGGGCCACACCAUUUUCGUACCAUGUGUGCCUUGCUGGGAUAUCAAGGAAUAGCUGUAGUAAUGGAGGAGCUUCUGAAAAUUGUUAAGAGCUUAAUACAAGGAAAUUUAUUGCAAUUCACAAAGACACUGAUGGAUGCAAUGCCUAAAGUAUGCAAAUUACCUCGAUAUGAUUAUGGAUCUCCAGGUGUCCUUGGCUACUAUCAUGCACAGUUGAAUGAUAUUGUGCAAUACCCAGAUGCAAGAACAGAAAUGUUCCAUAGCUUUAGGGAAUUUGGAAAUACUAUUCUAUUCUGUUUACUGAUGGAACAAGCACUCUCACAAGAAGAAGUCUGUGAUCUUUUACAUGCUGCAACAUUCCAAAAUAUUUUGCCUCGGCCUUAUUGCAAGGAUGGUGAAAAGCCAGAAACCAAGCAGAAGAGACUGGAAGCAAAGUAUGCUUCACUUCAGAUAGUACCUUCAGUAGAAAAACUGGGAACACCAAAGCAAGCAUUAAUAGCAAGAGAAGGAGACCUUCUGACAAGAGAACGUCUCUGCUGUGGUUUGUCAAUAUUUGAAGUGGUUCUGAGUCGUCUCAGAAGCUUUCUUGAUGAUCCUAUUUGGGUGGGACCACCACCAACAAAUGGUGUAAUGAAUGUUGAUGAAUGCACUGAAUUUCAUCGUUUGUGGUCUGCUUUGCAGUUUGUGUACUGCAUUCCAGUUGGGGAAACAGAAUUCACUGUAGAGGAGCUGUUUGGAGAAGGUCUGAACUGGGCUGGCUGCACAAUGAUUGUUCUACUGGGACAGCAGCGUCGCUUUGAGGCAUUAGAUUUUUGUUAUCAUAUAUUGAGAGUUCAAAGAGUUGACAACAAGGAUGAAAAUGUUAAAGGAAUUGCACUGAAGCGAAUGGUAGACAGGAUUCGGCGGUUCCAAGUUUUAAAUUCACAGAUAUUUGCAGUGCUUAAUAAGUUCUUGAAGUCAAGUGAUUCAGAUGUCAUGUCUGUGGAACAUGUCCGUUGUUUUCCACCACCAAUACAUCCUUCUUUGGCUGCACAAGCACAUUAUUACAGGCCAGAACAUCUUCGACAGGCUGUUCAGCAUUAAACUUGCUGAGUCCAUUCCAGAAUAAAAAAAAUAGUGUGAUAUGCAUCACAGGUCAAGAUACACACAGUCUGUAUGCAGUUGAAACUGACAUAUGACAAGCAGACAUAUGUCAUUUGUACUAUGUUAUAACCAAAAUACGUAUGUUUAGUUUGGUAGUUUUCAGUGCACUUGCGUAUUUGCACACGUUCAUACUGCUUCCAGCACUGAAAUGUAAACACAGUAUUAACUAUCACAUUGCUUAAAAAUGUAUUCCACUUGCCAUUUUCUAUCCUGUUAUUGUAUUUGUAUAUUUGAUAAAAUAUAUUAAAGUUUUUUUGAAAA